Molecule: messenger RNA, 1124 nt
Organism: Paramacrobiotus metropolitanus
Lineage: Eukaryota; Metazoa; Tardigrada; Eutardigrada; Parachela; Macrobiotidae
Exons: 3
Coding region: 404-913 (169 amino acids)
Source: RefSeq, a predicted model, not a curated record
UUCAUUAUAAUCGAGGGCGGUGGAAAAAGCCGUUAAGGGAAAGGAGUUUUCAUAAAGAAGCUUCAAGACGACGGCCCGUAAUGAUAAGUACUCGUAUCGAAAACUAAGUGAGCAACGGCCCACGUGGCGCAUCUCCAAGCAACAUCCUUUUUGACCUCUUCAUACUAACAGUUUUGACACUUGCCAAAUUCACGGUACAACGAUGGCCCGUGAAUGUAGUAUGUGACUGGACAUUAAUCAAGUAUUCCUUAAACACCGCAACUAUCUGACGGUGAUUGGCAAAUCCAACACAAACCAUGACGAGUUUCGGGAGCGGAACACCUGCAGCUCCGAGCGGAGAUGAUAAUUUUGUCUGUGCAUUACCGUCAAAGGGGAUCAGUCGGCGGUUUCGGUGGCCGAGAGCAUGCGAUCGACGGCCGGAGGUGUAGUUGUUCCUAACCGACUAACGGAUACGGAAACCCAGCUGAAGAUCUCCGAAGGACUUCCCUUAUGGUUCAAUCAGAAAAAGAGAAAGUAUCUCAAGCACAUGUUGCACCUCUUCAAUACGGGAAUUGCGAUGUUUGUUGGCGAUACUCAUGCAUACCUCAUAAAGAUUAAAACAGUGGAAAUAGGCGAAACACCAAAGCACAUUGAAAUGAGGUAUCUUUCGUCAAUGAUAGUGAAACUGGAUGCCGAGCAGGAGGGCGGGAUUACGUACUUCAGCUCGGACGAAGGGUUGAGUAUGCUAAAAACCGGCAAUAAAGGGGAGACACACGUACUGCUGGAUCAUUUUGCAAAUCAAAAACUCCAACCACAGAACUGCAAAUGCCAGGAGAAGGUGUCGCCUUGUAAGUGCUACAUGGAGCCGCGGAAACUGCUCAUGGCGGAUCCUUCGGUGUUCCAGCAGUUCACCGGGACAACGGGCGGCUGCUAGAACAGCAGCGCACCAAUCGCUGUAUGGUUGUGUACAGGACGGUAUGACUGCACACUGGUUGUUUUCCUCGCUGUUCUUGGAUGCGCACAUAUUUGUUCUUACCGUUUUACAUGUUUUCUUCGCUGGUUGCCGUUUGCUCUGCUUUCUGGCUGGCACGCUAGAAACCUGAGUGAGCUUUACUUCUUCCUGCUAAUAAACAAAAUGAUUAUCA